This is a messenger RNA of Babesia bovis T2Bo, 879 nucleotides long. Its product is annotated as Protein kinase domain family protein. The record is from RefSeq and is a predicted model, not a curated record. The transcript is spliced from 7 exons. NCBI's taxonomy places the organism in Eukaryota, Apicomplexa, Aconoidasida, Piroplasmida, Babesiidae. Gene Ontology annotation, biological process: protein phosphorylation. The coding region runs from base 27 to 839 and encodes 270 amino acids. Gene Ontology annotation, molecular function: protein kinase activity; ATP binding.
GGAUAGACAUUGCAGCAUUCUCUGAAAUGGAACGAGCGCUAUGUCUCAACGAAAUCAAGCUCAUCGCCAAUAUCAACCACCCAUUCAUUGUAAAGUACCUAGGAAGCUACCUUGAAGGAUAUGUGCUUUACAUAUUAACCCAAUACUGCAAAGGUGGAGACCUACAUCGGUAUAUAGCACAAAAAAGAAAAGCUAAUGAACCCAUAAGAGAAGAAAGGAUAACAAAAUGGCUAGCACAGUUAUUAUCGGCACUUAAAUACCUACAUAAACGACAUAUACUACAUAGAGAUCUGAAAUCACUCAAUAUACUUAUCGACGCAGACAAGUCAAUCAAAUUAUGCGAUUUCGGGGUAUCAAAAGCAUUGAACACUACGGCUGAACAUACGAGAACAGUAAUAGGGACACCAUAUUACUUCAGCCCGGAACUUAUAAACGGGAAUGAAUACAACUGGCCAUCGGAUAUAUGGGCAUUGGGUUGCCUAACAUAUGAACUAGCAACCUUUAGAACACCAUUCGAUGGUGCGAAAGGUAUGCAACAACUAGUUAAAAGCAUCAAAACUGAACCUAUACCAAACCUACCUGAAAUCUACUCACAUGAACUCAACACACUUUUUAAAUCAAUGAUGUUCCAUGACGUAAGGUUCCGAUUAUCCGCAUCCGAGCUGCUAUCAACGGAUAUAAUGCAGAUGGCACUCCGUAGAAUGUUAAAGGAAGCAGAACGUAACUGUACAAUACACAGCCAAGAAAAACCACAUGAUGGAUCCAAAAACAACGAAUACCUAGAAACAAUGCACAAUGGGUAUGAACCAGUUAGAAGCGACAGUGCAAUAACAGGAUAGAUGCAAUGUAACUGGGUAUGCCAACCCCCAAAACGAACCA